ACACACACACAUAAACACACAAACAUCCUCAUAGACGCUCUAAAUUGCACAAAUGCACACAAAAGGUGUGAGAUGGCUGUCACUUAAGCCAUAUUGAUAAAGGUGAUUUCCACAGGUGCUGAUCUGACAUUUUGAGAGCGCCGGCUAACUGGAGUGCAGCAACAUGACCAAGGGCACAUUUUUCCUGUUUCUACUUGCACUUGUUGAAGUGACCGCUUCCAGCAAAAAUGAUACCAGCAAUCGUGAAAAGCGGGAAGCUGUUCUUAUUCGUUCAAAGAGAAGAUGGAUUAUGUCCACCAUUGAUCUUGAGGAGAACAGGCCUGGACCGUAUCCCAUUGAGGUUACACAGCUGUUCAAUGACAAAAAGGAGGGCAACUCCGUCAAGUUCCGCCUCCAAGGAGACGGGGUGACAAGAGAGCCAUUUGGUUUGUUUUCCAUUAACGAAAACACUGGGGUUGUAUUCGUACACCGGCCCAUCGACCGGGAAAUUAAUCCCAUCUUCCAUAUGGACUUUGACGUGCUGGACAGGCAGACUGGAAAAGAGUUGGACAAAACGCUGUCAUUCAACGUGGAAAUAAAGGACGUGAAUGACAACAGACCCGAGUUCCCGCUGGAAACUAUCCGUAUAACAGUUCAGGAGAACACUCCUGAAGGCAUUCUGCAUGGAGCAAUUCAAGCUCAUGACAAAGAUCAGGUGGAUACUCCUAAUUCCCAGUUCACCAUGAGGCUGGUGUCACAAGAACCUGCAUUACCAAAAAUUUCCCUGAAGGACAUACCUGGGACCCCUAAAAUCAAACAGCUCGUCUUCACGGGAUGCUUUGACUAUGAUAUUGCAAAAACAUAUGAAAUACUAGUUGAAGUGAAGGAUAAAGGGACACCUGCAAUGUCUUCAACUGGAACUGUUUUUCUGGACAUCAGAGAUGCCAACACCCAUCCACCAGAAUUUAAUUCUACCACGUACAACACUGAAGUGAAGGAAAUGGAAUCAAACAAUGAGAUCCUAAGAAUUGGCGUCACAGACAAGGACACACCGAACACGGCUGCAUCAAGAGCGGUGUUCUCCAUCCUGAAGGGCAACGAAGAUCGAAAUUAUAAGAUCGAGACAGACCCCAAAACCAAUGAAGGUGUGCUGUCUGUUAUCAAGGGGAAGAAUUCUGGGAAAACUGAGAUCACAGAGUUGGAAAUAGCUGUUGAGAACGAGGAGAAAUUAUUUCAGUGUGUCAAUGGAAAGGCCCUACCUACAGGUUCCACACCACAGCCAAACUCUGUCAAAGUGGCAGUGAAAGUCAUUGGCGAGAAUGAUCCCCCUCAAUUUAAGAAGACUACUGAAGUAAUUUACCGAAAUGAAAAUGGAGAUCCUGGAGAUGUGUUGUUUGUUCCUGAAGUCAAAGAUGAAGACUCAGACUUAAGCAAAAUCAGGUAUGAGUUAGUACAAGACCCAGCCAAAUGGGUGAGUGUUGACCCGACGACAGGAAAGAUCACCACAGUUCAGAAGAUGGACCGGGAAUCUCCAUUCAUCAAAAAUGGCACCUACACUGUUGUAGUCCAGGCUAUAGAUGGCGGUAAGCACCGAGAUCUGUUCUUAGUAUGACCAAACAAUUCAAACCAGAUGU
Molecule: messenger RNA, 1613 nt
Organism: Pimephales promelas (fathead minnow)
Lineage: Eukaryota; Metazoa; Chordata; Actinopteri; Cypriniformes; Leuciscidae
Source: RefSeq, a predicted model, not a curated record